GGUGGAGGUUCAGGAGAACUGCGUCCGCUGGAGGAAGAGGUUCACCUUCGUGUCCAAGAUGAGCGCCAACCCUCACACGGGAGUCCUGGAUCCGUCCGUCUGCAGGCUGUCAGUCAGGAAGGAACUCAAAGGAGGAAAAGCAUAUUCGAAGCUGGGCUUCACAGACCUCAACAUGGCCGAGUUUGCGGGUUCGGGCUCCACCGUGCGCUGCUGUCUGCUGGAGGGAUACGACACCAAGAACACACGGCAGGACAACUCCAUACUCAAGGUGAUCAUCGGGAUGACCCUGCUGUCUGGAGAUCCGUGUUUUAAAACGCCUCCCAGCACAGCGAAGUCCAUCUCCAUCCCGGGCCGGGAACACACCCUGCAGCUGGACUGUAAGGGGGAGGGGACGGCCGAGCACAUCCUGGCUGGAGGGGUCUCUCUGGGCCGGGCCUCCAAACCGAGACCCUCCAUCAUCAGCUCAGGUCUCCUUGAAGAAUCUGAAGUGAACCAGUCCGGUUCUGCAGACGUCUUUCAGUCCGGUCACUCUCGUAACUCGAGCUACGCCAGCCAGCACAGCAAGAUCUCAGGCUACAGCACUGAGCACUCCUGCUCCUCCAGCCUGUCAGACCUCACACACCGCAGAAACACCUCCACGGGGAGCAGCACCUCGGGGGGGCUGGGCUUCACCACUGACACGCCCACAGAGGGGGAAAGGGACGCCGGACGUCCGGAGAGACCUCCAAGACCCCCGCGGCCUGUCCACCCCCCAAACAGGCCCCCCAGGAGGAAGCAGGACUCGGUGGAGAGUCACCCCUCCUGGGUGAACGACACGCGCAUAGACGCCGACGACAUCGUGGAGAAAAUCGUGCAAAGCCAAAACUUUGCAGAUAUUCACAACACUGAAGACAGCAACCUGCGUCUGUUCGUCAGCAGAGAUGGAACCACUGCGCUCAGCGGCAUCAGGCUCGGAAACAGGGUGUCUGCAGGCGGCUAUGAGCCUGUGGUGAUAGAGAGCCACUAAACGGAGAGCAGGAGGAUCGCCUCGUCUGCUGUCUCCGGGGUUUUCUUGGAGCUUCAGCCGGUCUGACGCCGUGAGAAGAGAACCUCGUCAGUUUGCACUUUAUGUGAAGUUUGUGUCCGUCUGCUCGUCUGCACUCCGCUCAGAUGUUUUCAGAGUGAACGAGCCACAUGCAAAGAAACGUUUCUGUAACACUGCCUCGUGUUAUUUUUAGUUUAAGGUGCUCUAAAUUUAAUUUCCCCUGAUUUAAACAUUACAGAGAAGAUACAGACAGUAGAAUCAUCCGUGUGUUGUAACCAUCGACUGUUUAUCAACAUGGACGACACAUCUCUGCCUCCUUCCGUUUUAACAAAGGUGAAGCCAAAACACCACGGCAACGGGCGCUGACAUAUUGCACUGCCGACGUCGUUUGAAACCAGGAGAUCUGACUGGUGGAGUUAACGUCCCGCCCCUUCCUCCUCUAACCCACAUUUAAGUUGCCAAUAAAAGGUCAAGGAAAGGCAAAGGUUUGCAGCAGACGCUCACGGUUAUGGAACGUUCAAUGACACAGGAGCCUCAUUGGCCAACAGAGCUGUCAAUCAGGCCAGGUUUUUUUUUGCGUCAAAUAAGAAAAUUCAAACAAAACUGAACACUGAUAAAUCUGCAUGAUAAGAACUUUGAGGACAGAUCUCUGGUGUGUCUCAUCUGUUAACAUGGAGGAGGCGGCUUUAUGACCGAUACUGCAGCCUGCCAGCAGGGGGAGCUCUAAAUCUUUUUGGCUUCACUUGGAGGUGGCUGUUGCUCCGUCCAUCCUAAUAUACAGUCGAUGGUUAUCACUGAUGCUCUGUGCUUACUCUGCUGAUGGUCAGGCGACCGCGCCCGUUCAAAGUGUCACAUUUUAAAACGUUUACUUCUGAAACAUCGUCUUGUCCUUUAUGAAAGUGAAUCAGACACAAACUGAAACGGUAAACUAGAUCUCUCUCCAGCGCUGAGAGAGGUGGCGAGUUUGAGCCCCGCAGAGCAGCUGUGAAGACGCUGAAACUCUGAAUCACUUUAGUUUUUGUUUUGAAGCCGUUCCCUGUUGAUCGGGGGAAAACGCAGCUGAACCACUUUGUGCCUCUCGAGUUUCUCUCCAAUGAGCCUGAAGCACCGACAGCGUGCUGGUGACGGGGAGGAGGGAGACAUCUUUAACUUGUUUUUUUUUUUUGUGUGUCUUAUUGUGUUUGCUCUGAGUGUGCAGGUGUAGCCUCACUGGAGAUCCCACUGCAUCAUACGCUGCACUGCUCCGUCUGCAUGAAGGAUUCAAAUCCCUGAGAGAUCGUUUGUCUCCUUUCGCAGCCAUCUGAAGUUCUAAACAAAGCGUGACGUAAACAGCCGCUUUGUGGUACAGGCUGCUCUGGUUUCACGUUUAGUCGAGAUGAAGGAAGUGUUGAAGGAUUCCUGCAGCAGCUUGAACUCUUAAAGUCUUUGUCGCCCCCUGGUGGAGCAACGGCCUGCUGUCAGGUUUUAUUUAGCUUGAGUCUUUCCUCUUGUGGUGUUUACUUUCUGUCAGUUUACAGCUGACGAUCAAACACCACAGAGGCAGAAAGAUGUCUGAAGCUCUGACAGAAACAGGAGAAGAGUUAGGAUGUUGUAAACCAGCCGGCUGGUUUACACUUUAUUCAGUUUGUUUGAGAAGAAAGUUUGAGCUCUGGAUGGAAGGAUCAUUUUCAUGUGAGGAGUCUUGAAAUCAUAUUUUUCUGUUUGUAAAAAAAAGAAGAAGAAGAGGGAAAACACUGACAGAAUGCAGGGAAUUAAUUCUCAUAAAUCUUUAGAUUUCACUUGAUAACUCGGAUGUUUUGAUCUGAGAUUGUCGAGGAGAAAGUCGAAGCUGCGCUGCAGAUGAUGUUUAAAUUCCUGGUCCAUCUAAUCUGGACAUAAUUCACUUCACAGAGGAGGAUUAAAUAUCAGAAAGUAAAAAAAAUAGACUCCACAGGGACGCCUGUGUUUUACAAAGGAUUGAAACAGACGUAUCUACGGUGCCCCUGAAGGGACAUGCACAGGAAUGUAUUGAGCUUCAGACGGCUAAAGUGAGAGAAACAUAAAAAGCCAUCAGUUUACAAAUCUGUGUGUAAGGAGUUUCAAUCUGUGGUCACAGUUUCCCCUGAGAGUUAAUCAUGCUCAUCUGAGAUCGUCUUGUGCUCACCUGAGAGUCUUUGAGGUAUCUUCAGCAAACAGAGGAGACAAAAGAGCAUGAAGCUUACCGUAUCCCAGCCUUUCAGAGAACGUUUGGUGCACAUUCAAUCAUUUCUAGUGAUGGAGAGAGACGUUCUCGUGAGCACCACAAACUCUCUGGUACACAUGCGAUACCUUCUCGAGCUCACGGGUCAGUACCGGCAGCUCAUGAGCUUAUUUUAUUUAUUUUGUCCUCUUUGGGGCUCCGUACAUAUCAAACUGAAAAAUACUCAAACUUCAAACCUGGAAAAAGCAAAUCUGUGGCGUUUUGCAAAACAAGUAAAAACAUUUCCAUCAACAAUUCUUUGUUGCAUCAGAAACAAUUAAAGAAAUCCUUUUGGCCGUUUUUCCCCCAUUUACAAACAGAAAUCUGCUUUUAAGACUCUCAGUUCGUAGUAUUUUUUAAGUUUCUCAUCUCGUUCACACUACGCUGGCUCGCUCCGGCUCCUUAUAUAUCAGUUGCACACUUUGUCUUUACACUACCUGUUUGUAUUUGAGGUUAUUAAUCACACGCGUUCUCACGUUUGGGGAUGAACCACUGAUGUUUACGUCACCGCAGCUUUUAGUUUUCUUUGAAAGCAUUUAUUUAAAUAUUUGUGUUCCUUUCUCUUCUUGUCUGGAGGUUUGUAAUAAGCUACGCACACGACUCACCUCCCCCCCGAGCUUCUUUAUCUUUUAGUAACUCUAAUAAAUAAAUCUAUUGUAACAGAGCUAGUAUAACCUAAAUUUAUAGAGAAACACUUAUAGUUACUAUGAUUUUUAUUCCGUACUUUUGUGGGUUUUCUGCAGAAAUGAAAAUAAAAAGCUGAUCUGAGAUGU
Molecule: messenger RNA, 4015 nt
Organism: Labrus bergylta (ballan wrasse)
Lineage: Eukaryota; Metazoa; Chordata; Actinopteri; Labriformes; Labridae
Source: RefSeq, a predicted model, not a curated record